Molecule: messenger RNA, 978 nt
Organism: Fusarium fujikuroi IMI 58289
Lineage: Eukaryota; Fungi; Ascomycota; Sordariomycetes; Hypocreales; Nectriaceae
Exons: 2
Coding region: 1-978 (325 amino acids)
Source: RefSeq, a predicted model, not a curated record
AUGGACCCUAACAAGCCUCAAACUUUACCUUACACUACCCGCUUACAGCGUAUAUACCGCGCCUUUGGCUUCACCAAGGGGUACAGCUUUGUUCUUUGGUUCCUCUUCGGCGGAGCCUUUCUUGCUUUUACACUAUCUCGUUUUAUAUAUCUCGACUUUGACGGGCAACUAUGUCCUAGCGAACCACCAACCAACAGACCAUACGGCUCAAGAGGAGCUGUUCCCGGAGAAUGUUACUAUUAUCGACAUGGUGUUGGCAAGGCUGGUAUAAUCAUGCAUCUAGCUGGUAUUCUCCCGGCAGCUGUCCUGGUGGUCUUUCAGUUUCUGCCGGUUAUUCGACAUAGAGCACUCGUCGUUCAUCGAAUAAAUGGCUAUAUUGUUCUCCUACUGUCAACAGUCGGAAUGAUUGGAGUCUUUAUGAUCGCUAGACACACUUUUGGUGGAACGUUGGAAAUGCAGACUGUCACUGGUGCUGCGAGCAUAUUGUUUGUUACAUGCAUGUUGUUGGCUUAUAUCAACAUCAAGAAGCUCCAACUUGAGCAACACCGAGCAUGGAUGAUCCGAGGGUGGAUUAUUGCGAUCUUGGACUCAAUGUUCUAUCACAACAAACCUGCCGUGGAAGCACUAUACCCCGACUGCAUUGGAUUCUACACGGGUGUAACUCCAGACCAGCGCGUCAUCAUCAAGGGAACAUCGGGUGGACGCCCCGAUGAGAUUGCAGCCAGUCUCAAUAGUGCUUUUGGGGCGAGUGCCUGGCUUGCUCUGCUCAUUCACACCAUCGCUGCGGAGUUGUAUCUUCGACUUACAUCUGCUGAGAGCGAGAGAUUACGAAAGGUAUCUUAUAGGUGGCAGCAAAAUGCCGGGAUGAAGGAUCCGGGCAAUGCUGGGCUGACGGCGCAGAGACUUGGUGAUGCGGAGCCGUGGGUAUGCCCUGAUGAUGACCAGACGCUCUAUGGUGAUGGAGAGAGUUUUAGGUGA